Bombyx mori (domestic silkworm) is the source of this 3139-nucleotide messenger RNA. RefSeq lists its product as uncharacterized. Gene Ontology annotation, biological process: synapse organization. NCBI's taxonomy places the organism in Eukaryota, Metazoa, Arthropoda, Insecta, Lepidoptera, Bombycidae. The record is from RefSeq and is a predicted model, not a curated record. The transcript has 8 exons. Bases 346 to 1611 code for a protein of 421 amino acids. Gene Ontology annotation, cellular component: neuron projection membrane.
CAGUACCACGCAGCCUCUUGUAGCGUUCACAUCGCAGCACCCCGACGGCGAACACGACCUAUACAACAUAUUACCUCGUUACUUUUGAUCCUCAAUGAAUAAUCGGAGUGCAGUGUUGUUAAGUGAUCAAAAUCGCUAAUAUUUCAGUAUUCUAAAUAUAAACGAAAUUUACGAACUAAUUUUAGUGCAUUUUAUAAUGCGCUCGCGAAAUUUCGAUCUGUGGAACUAUUUAAAAAAUGAAUGUUCUUAAAAACAAACAGUCUUAAUGUGGAUAGUUAAAUAUCAUUACCGGUUAUAAGUUUACGUGAGACGCGAGGGUGAUGCAUCGCCUGUGAUGUCUCUAAUAUGCAGUGGGACGGACUCUACUUCGUGAUUCUAGCAUUAUGUUGUCUGCACACUGCAUCUGAGCCAUUGCGGUUCCCAGAAGACUACAGAACGAAUGGUGUCCGUAGACGUAGAAGCGAGGAAAAGGACAGCCUCGCACUUUCAAGAGAAAUAUUUAAAAACAUCACGAAACAGCUUCGGGAGAACAUCAAGCGAGAAGGGGCGACUGACAAGACCGAUCAUUUGUUACAGACUAAGGUAGAAGACACGAGAAAUUAUGCUCCAUAUCAAAGUUACCACGAUCAUCACCACGAACACCACUGGGGGCCAUAUUUCGAGGAGGAGAAGUACACUCAAGUCACGGCUCACGUGGGAGCUGAGGCGCUGUUAAAUUGCCGGGUUGUAAUGCUCAAAGAUAAAACAGUGAUGUGGCUGCGUAACACGACCGACUCUGCGCAACUACUUACCGUUGGUCCCGCUCCAUAUACGGGCGAUAGUCGGAUCGCAGUAAAAUUCCAAUAUCCAAACAAUUGGAGGCUUAGCAUGAAUCCUGUGAAAAGAUCUGACGCAGGGCACUAUAUGUGCCAAAUAUCCACUCAUCCUCCUAGAACCAUAUUUACGAACCUAACCGUAUUACCUCCAGUAAUAACAAUAAACGGAGACGAUUCGCACGAUAUGAAAGAUAGAUUUUACAAAGCGGGUAGUGCAAUAAAGCUAUCUUGUAUAUUAUCUGAAGAAUAUGCUUCAACACUAUCCACAAGCAAUCCGGUUACGACGCCAAUUCCCACAACAACAACUACUUUAAGAACAACAACAACAGAACUGACAACUAAAUCAAGUACUAUAUUUAAUAGAAUAGAUAUUAUGAUGAACAAAAGUUGGAGUGUCGAAACAUCUACAAUUACUUCGACGGUUAGUAUAGGUACAACGACCAGAAAACCUGAAACGACUACAAAAGAGUUGACAACAGUUGUUCCAACCACACCGCCUACGGUGAAUAAUGUGUACGGAAUUAUGUGGAGGAAACAGGGGAAGGACUUUUUCCAAAAUGUCACUUGGAGGAAUUUAAGUGCCACAAUAAGUGUAACGUCGGCAUCACAAAAUGACAGUGGAACCUACACAUGCCUUCUACUCAAUCAUUCUCAAGUCACCAUUAACGUUCACGUAUUGAUUGGCGAGAACCAAGCUGCUGUACAUCAUGACACGUGGAACAAAGGAACUUUGUUUUGGCAUUCGCAAGAGUUUUACCUAUUUGUUCUAUCAAAUUUACUUGUGCUAUAUCUUUAAAUUUUGAAAAUAAUUGUUAAAAUUACAGUUAAUUCUCGAUCUUCUUUAUGCUUUAUUGUUCAGAAUAAAUUAUAAUCUAAUUGGUUGCUUUUGUUUAAGUAUGAACUUCUAAAUUCAACUAAAUCAAAAAUUAACAAAAUUUAAGUAACAAUAUUUUUUGUAGACUAGUGAUUACAUGAAUGACCAUGAAAGUUAGGAUAAAAUUAUAACGAAUUAAUUAAUAAUCUGUACUGUUGAAUAGCUUAAUAUUUUCUAUCGCAAGUACGAGUAUAAUAAACCUACAUACGUAUUAUACAUAUUUGUUGAACAUUUUUUCAAUUAAAUUUUAGUUUAAUGGAUUAGGCUUUAUUUUAGUUAAGUUUAAUUUUAAUAUAGAACCUUACGCAUCAUCAAUAUGUAUUAAAAGUAAAUAAAAAACGUUAAAAAAUUACGUAAAUUACAAUAACAGCAGCCUUUAUAACGAAAUUAAGCAUAAAGAUUUUGAUCAAGACAAAUAUUUUAAUUUGAUCAAUUAUUAUUUUUGUAUUCGGUGUAUAUAAUUUAUCUUUUGUAAAAUAAUUUAAGCAGAAUGUCUGAAUCUCUAUGCCAAAACCGCAUACGUACACGAAGUGUAUUUUAGCUUUAAGUGUAAAGUUUACCAAAAUUUUAUUGAAAUAUAUUAUUUAAUUUUAAUAAGGUAGAAUGUACAUAUUGCAUAAUAUGACAAAAAAUAUUAAAUGUUUCAAUAUCUUUGUGUCACUACUCAACUAUUGCGUAUUUAACCAAAAAAUUGAUAUGAAUAUUAAAUUGUACAGUUUAGUAAAUAGUUUCUGUGGAAGCUACACCACGAAUGUUUGUUACAAUGUUAUGGCAUAGCCGGCCCCUAAAAUAAUUUAUUUUACUCUUUAUCAAUUAAAAAUAAUUGGAAUACCAGAACUCAGUGCAAUUGAUAAUUAACUUAAAGUUUUGGUUUAAUUUUUUUAAGUUUCUAUUAAGUGGUUGCUUCUAUGAAUUGUAUGAAAACUGCAGUUCCCUACUCUUCUAGGUAAUUAUUAAUUACAUUUUUUUUUUGUAUUUUAUAAUUACUGCUGGGCUUUUUAAUGCAUAAGUAAUGAUCAUAAGAUACAAUAUUACUUUUAAAAACAUAAAAGAUUGGUAUUGAUUCUCAUAAAAAUAUAUCGAUGUGGAGCUAUGAAAUAAAGUAAUUGGGAAAUUGAAAGGUGAAUUGCGUUUUGUCCGACAUUUUGAAACUUUCGAGUUAGAUGAUUAUUAUUUUCGAUAUUAUUGAUUUUAUUAUUCUUAUUACGGGGUAAUAAAAACCAUACUAGAUAAUAUUAAUAUUUAUCUGACUGAUUCAAAAGAUUAUUUUUAUUUACCUUACACUAUUUUCCCCUUACUUUAUAUGAUAUUAACCCAAACCAUAUUAAUUGAUAAAGAGUAAAUUAAAUUUUAUGAAACAUUUUUAUUUCGUUACCAUUUUAUCUGUAAACAGAGAAAGACUAAGUUAUAAUCAUUAUAAGACUAUUAAUAAAGUUUAGUGUAAUAAAGA